AGUGCCGAAACUCAGUGUACGAUUGGCGAUGGAGUCGAGUUCUCUCCUUUGGACGUUUCUUUUGAUAUUGGCGGUUUUCUUAUGUUCCUCAAAACAAAUAUGGCGGCAAGCGUCAGAGAAGCGCAUGAUUAUCAGUCGUUUUUAACCAAUAACUUCUUUGAAAAGAGUACAGUCUGUGGAAGGUCGAUUGGCGCCCCUUCGAACAUCAAGAAUAAUUGUGCGAUUGGCAAUCCGCUGCUUUGCCGACCUGCUGUUGAUUACCUGAAUAAUAGUUACAAAAUCAUUCUGGUCGGAAUCCCUAACUGUGCCACGUUGGAGUACACACCGAUUUUCAAUUAUAAUCAGCCUCUUAACAAAUUACGGUACUUAAUGAACGUUCCAAAACCCGAUGAUGUUUACGUGAUGUCAGAAUCAGGAACGAUGUUCGAAAUAAAGGGAAAGUUUGUCACACCUCUGGCAGACUGGCCAACUGACCCUCUCGCAGCAUCGCCAAUGAUGGAAAUGACUGCAUUCAAUAUAAAUUCGAGCGAAGCCAAAUGCAUGGGCUUCACUUUUCGGGCGGUGUAUCAGAAAGACUAUUACAUUGUCUUCCCUCGCUACUGCAUGAGCAAGACGUAA
Messenger RNA from Soboliphyme baturini, 618 nucleotides. NCBI's taxonomy places the organism in Eukaryota, Metazoa, Nematoda, Enoplea, Dioctophymatida, Soboliphymatidae. The record is from the annotation of a GenBank genome assembly.